Molecule: messenger RNA, 1446 nt
Organism: Strongyloides ratti
Lineage: Eukaryota; Metazoa; Nematoda; Chromadorea; Rhabditida; Strongyloididae
Product: Cytochrome P450 4V2
Exons: 4
Coding region: 1-1446 (481 amino acids)
Molecular function (GO): iron ion binding; monooxygenase activity; heme binding
Source: RefSeq, a predicted model, not a curated record
AUGCAUGUCUUAGUAAUAUUUUUUGCUAUUUUUGUUCUUUUUGCUGGUUUGUUUCUCUACCACUUAAAGUAUCGUAAACAAUUUGCCAAUUUUCCAUCACCACGUUCAUAUCCUAUUAUUGGACAUCUUGCUCUUCUCCGACCUGAUGUUAGUGGUAGAUUAAACCAACUAAUAGGGACAUGUUUACUGUAUUCUGAGUAUCCUAGAAUGGUUGUACUUUGGCUUGGACCUGUACCAGCUAUAAUGUUAUAUUCUGCUGAAUCUAUUGAAGCAAUUUUAUCUGGAAGUAAACAUUUACAAAAAGGAAUAUUGUAUAAAUUUCUUGAACCUUGGUUGGGUUUGGGAUUAUUAACAAAUCCUCCAAAUACUUGGAAGGGACGCCGUAAACAAUUGACUCCAACAUUUCAUUAUGAUAUUCUUAAAAAUUUUGUAUAUGUUUUUAAUUAUCAAUCAGAAAUAUUAGUUAGAAAUUUAAAUGAAAAUAUUAAGAAAUCAAAAGAAUAUAUUAUUUGUGAAACAUCUAUGGGUCAAUCUGUUAAUGCACAAAAUUGUGCCAAUUCUGAAUAUGUUAAAGCUGUCCAUGAGAUUAAUGAUAUCAUCCAAACAAGGCAAUUAAAUCCAUUAAUGUGGAGUGAUACAAUUUUUAAACUUUUUAAGGAAGGCAAAGCACAUGAUAAAGAUAUUAAGAUACUUCAUGAUUUUAGAAGUGAAGUUAUUGCAAAAAGAAUAGAACAAAUUGAAUUAGAUGGUGGAUUAAAUGUUAACCAAAAAUGCAACUUUUUAGAUCUUUUACUUGAAAUGAGAAGAAAUGGGGAAAUUACUUUAAAAGAAAUUGAAUAUGAAGUUGAUACUUUUAUGUUUGAAGGUCAUGAUACAACUGCAACUGGUUUAACGUGGAUUCUUCAAAUUUUGGGAUGUUAUCCUGAAAUUCAACAACGUAUUAGAGAUGAAUUUUUUUCCGUUCUUGGUUACGAGUUUACUGAAAUUUCAUAUGAUGAAUUAGGACAAUUGAAAUAUUUAGAAUGUUGUAUUAAAGAAUCACUUCGUCUUUUUCCACCUGUACCAUUAUUUGUUAGAAAACUUGAUCAUGAUGAAAUUGUUUUUGGAGAAUAUCAUAUACCUAAGGGUACAGAGAUUGUUGUUAAUUCAUAUUUAACACAUAGAGAUUCUAAGUAUUGGCCGGAACCUGAGAAAUUUAGACCAGAACGCUUUAUGCCACCAGAAUCAAAUAAUAGACAUCCAUAUGCAUUUGUUCCAUUUUCUGCCGGUAGUAGAAAUUGUAUUGGCCAAAGGUUUGCCCUUCUUGAAGAAAAGAGUGUUCUUGUUCAUUUAUUAAGAAAUUUUAAAUUAACAAGUAUGAAAAGAAUGGAUGAAAUUAGAUGUAAAAGUGAACUUAUAUUAAGACCUUUAGAACCAAUAAUGAUAAAGAUAGAACCCUUAUGUUAG